GAUAAUCAAGACUUUCACAUAACCCUGCGAGAACUUCUGAAUCUACCUGAUCACAUCAUCAUCGUACGCAGCAGCCAUGAGAGGCCCUAGACCCGAAGAUUUCGACUCGAACGCCGGCCACCCGACGCCUACGUUCCCCGCCGGUGGUAGCCGGAAGAAAGGCAUGGGCGUGAGGACGUGGCUGGUGCUUUGCUCGUCGGGGAAGGAGCAAGCUACGGAGGCCGGGAAACACACCAUCAUGCGUCGAACUGGCUUACCGGCGCGUGAUCUCCGGAUCCUCGAUCCGUUGUUGUCGUAUCCGUCUACCGUUCUAGGUCGCGAGAGAGCCAUCGUCAUCAAUCUGGAGCAUAUCAAGGCGAUCAUCACGGGGCAAGAGGUUUUGAUUCUGAAUUCGAAGGAUCCUUCGGUGGCUCCGUUCAUCGAGGAGUUGCAGAGGAGGAUUAGGUGUCACCAUCACGCCACUAAACCUCAGGAGGGAGUGAACACUGAGGGAGCCGCACAAGGAGAAGCUGGAACGUCACAAUUGUCUGGGGAGGAAGCCAGGAAGGAUAAGAAGCAAAGUCUUGGGAAUCAAGAUGGAUCCAAGGUUCUUCCUUUUGAGUUUGUUGCUCUUGAAGCUUGUCUUGAAGCUGCCAUCACCAGUUUGGAAAGUGAGGCCGUUAGAUUGGAGUUAGAGGCUCAUCCAGCGUUGGACAAGCUUACUAUCAAGAUCAAUACCCUCAACUUGGAGCGGGUUCGACAGAUUAAGAGUAGGCUUGUUGCAAUAACUGGGCGUGUUCAGAAGGUUAGGGACGAACUAGAAAAACUCCUAAACGAUGAUGAAGAUAUGGCUGAGAUGUAUCUUACAGAUAAGUUAGCUCAGAAGCAGCUUGAGAAUUCGACGGCUUCCUCUACUAGUGAUACCGUCGUGGUUGAUCUUCCUGAAGGAGACGAGGAUGACAGGUUUCGUGCCGAAGUUUCAUCUGAAAGCUGCCAUCGAGGAAGUGACGCUCACAACCUUCUAAUGAGAGCUCAUAGCGCACUUAGCAGAAACAGCCGUGGGACGAGCUCAACCCGGAGUGGCAUGACCAACAAACUCAAUGUGCAAGAGCUUGAAAUGCUUUUGGAAGCAUAUUUCGUGCAAAUUGAUGGUAUACUGAACAAACUAUCAACACUAACGGAAUACGUGGAUGACACGGAGGACUACAUCAACAUAAUGCUAGAUGACAAACAGAAUAAUCUUCUGCAGAUGGGGGUGAUGCUAACAACGGCAGGACUGGUGAUGAGUCUCUUUAUCGCGGUUGCGGGAGUAUUCGGGAUGAACAUUAACAUAGAGCUGUUCAAUGAUGAAGUAGCUGGUCCGGGGAAAUUCAUGUGGACAGUGGUUGGAGGUACGGCAGGAAGUUUAUUCCUCUAUUUUGGUGCCAUCGGAUGGUAUAAGCAUAGUCGUUUGCUUGAAUGAGUCAACCAAAACAUAGUGGGAGAAUAAUUGUUUCUUGCCAAAACUUAGGAUUUUUAGUUUUUAUUUUCUUAUUUACUGUUCUAGAGGAUCUUAUCUUUUCACUAUUUUCACAAUAAAGCUUAUUUAUUCUUC
Brassica napus (rape) is the source of this 1573-nucleotide messenger RNA. Its product is annotated as magnesium transporter MRS2-3. Gene Ontology annotation, biological process: magnesium ion transport. The record is from RefSeq and is a predicted model, not a curated record. Lineage: Eukaryota; Viridiplantae; Streptophyta; Magnoliopsida; Brassicales; Brassicaceae. The coding region runs from base 77 to 1441 and encodes 454 amino acids. Gene Ontology annotation, molecular function: magnesium ion transmembrane transporter activity. The transcript has 6 exons.